AUGUCUAGUAAUCAAAAAAGAGUUAAACUUGCACCAAAUUUAUCAAAUGUGAAUUAUGGAGCUUCCUGUUCUAAAAACGUUCCUGACAGUCCGAAGAGACAAGCCCAAAAACGAAAGAAUUCAGAUACUACAAACGACAGCUGUACAGCAAAGCGGAAUUGUGACAGAAUAAUACCUCCUCCUGUAAUUACUAGAAAUUUGGCACAAAAUAGAUUAAACAAACUUAAAUAUUCAUUACAAAUGGAUUUGUUGAUAAGAGACAAAAUUACUUCACCAGAAGAAAGUGAGAUUCACGCUAUGGAAAGUAGGCAUGAUACAUCAUGCCUUGAAGGAAAACAAGUGACCGUACCCGGAGGACGUGACAAGGAAGGACGACCCAUAAUUUUAAUCACCAUCCCAUCAGACUCUCCUCAAAUAGAUGCCGUUCCGGCACUUCAGUACUUACUUUCUCUGUUCAGCAAAACUAGUCGAUCGCGAGGAUUAACGGUUUUAAUCGAUGCCAGAAAAGGACCUUGGAAAGUUGCAAGGUCAUGUAUUCGGCAAGUCAAUGCAGUCUUCGUACCGGAAGAACUAUCAAAGUUGAUAGUUCUCAGACCUGACGCUUUUUGGGACAAGCAAAGAGUUGAAAACUGUACUUCCUCAUCAAACGAUAAACAGUUAAUUUUCCCCGAUUUUCCAGAAAGCGAUGACGAAGAUUUUGACAAUUCAAUUUUAGAUCCAGAUAAUUCUGACGGAGAGAUUUGUACGAAGUAA
Molecule: messenger RNA, 753 nt
Organism: Diabrotica balteata
Lineage: Eukaryota; Metazoa; Arthropoda; Insecta; Coleoptera; Chrysomelidae
Source: the annotation of a GenBank genome assembly